Molecule: messenger RNA, 2216 nt
Organism: Daldinia caldariorum
Lineage: Eukaryota; Fungi; Ascomycota; Sordariomycetes; Xylariales; Hypoxylaceae
Product: putative sodium/phosphate symporter
Exons: 2
Coding region: 119-1915 (598 amino acids)
Biological process (GO): phosphate ion transmembrane transport
Cellular component (GO): membrane
Source: RefSeq, a predicted model, not a curated record
UUACCUCGCACUUGAUAAACAGCCACUUGUUAUCAACCGAGACAUCGAACAUCGAAUAUCGAACAUCGAUCUUCGACAUCGAUACCGACAUUGACGGCCUCUGUCCGCGCGUGUCAAAAUGGCUCUCGACCAGUACACCUACAUCUUCGCCAUUGGCACCCUGUUUGCCAUGCUCGAUGCCUUCAACAAUGGUGCUAAUGAUGUCGCAAAUUCUUGGGCCACCAGUGUCUCGUCGAGAUCCAUCUCGUACAGACAAGCCAUGAUAUUCGGUACCGUAUUCGAAAUGCUCGGAGCCAUCACGGUCGGUGCUCGUACGGCCGAUACCAUCAAGAAUGGAAUCAUCCCAUACACAGCUUUCGGAGGAAAUGCCGGUGUUCAGAUGCUGGCUUUCACUUGUGCUUUAGCCGCCGCUUCGUCUUGGGUUAUGUGGUGUACACGACACUCGGCUCACGUAUCAUCCACUUACUCGCUUAUCUCCGCUGUUGCUGGCGUCGGUGUCGCAACCGUCGGCGCCUCGCAUGUCCAAUGGGGCUGGAACGACGGCAAGGGUCUCGGUGCUAUAUUUGCUGGCCUUGGGAUGGCACCCGUCAUCGCUGGAGGUUUCGGUGCUGCAUUCUUCAUGCUCAUCAAACUCGUCGUUCACAUUCGCAAGAACCCGAUUCCAUGGGCUGUUUAUACUUCUCCUUUCUUCUUCCUCGUCGCUGGUACCGUUUGUACCUUAUCUAUCGUGUAUAAGGGUUCUCCCAGCCUCAACUUAAACAAGAAGCCUGGCUGGUAUGUCGCCGCGGUUACAAUGGGCUGUGGCGGCGGCGUUGCCAUUCUCUCGGCUCUUUUCUUUGUCCCCUUCGUGCAUUCGAAGGUUAUCAAGAAGGAUCACACGGUCAAGUGGUGGAUGUUCCUACAGGGCCCUCUCUUGUUCAAGCGCCCCGCUCCCGAGAAUUCCGAGAUUGCCAACGUUCCCAACUACGCUGUCGUGCAGGAUGAUGAAGAGGAACACGCUUCCACCCGCUCCGAAUCUAUCUCCGAGCACCCGCCUACUUCGAGCUCUAACGAGAACGAAAAGAACCUGACUAAAAUCGAGGCCAAGCAGGCCACCUACAAGGAAGUUGUUGCUCAGGGCGAAAACAAGUUAAACAAGAAGCUUCUCAACAGCCGCGGUCCUAUGGGCUGGGCCAUGCGCACGCUCCGCGACAAUCCCAUGGGUGCCGGUGAAAUCUACGAACUCCACAACAUCAAGAUCCUCAUCAAGCGCAUCCCCGCCGUUAUCACCAGCGGAUUGCUUUACGGUCUUCACUACGACAUCCACGCUGCGCAGUCUGGUAUCUCCGGCACUCCCGAGGGUAAGCGUAUGCAGCGUGUCUACGCCCAUGCGGAGAAGUACCCUAACGAGGUCGAGCACACGUAUUCCUUCAUCCAGAUCCUCACCGCCUGCACCGCCUCGUUCGCCCACGGCGCCAACGAUAUCGGAAACUCCGUCGGACCUUGGGCCGUUAUCUACUCGGCGUGGUCAACCGGCAACGCUGCGGAAUCCAAGGCACCGGUUCCCAUUUGGCAACUUGCCGUCCUGUCUGCGAUGAUCUCUAUCGGACUUAUCACCUACGGCUACAACAUCAUGAAGGUCAUGGGCAACAAGAUCACGUACCACUCUCCCAGCCGAGGCUGCUCCAUGGAGAUGGGCGCCGCCAUCACAGUCCUUGUCUUCUCCCAGUACUCCCUGCCCGUGUCUACCUCGAUGUGCAUCACGGGCGCCACCGUCGGCGUCGGUCUCUGCAACGGCACGAUAAAGGCCGUUAACUUCCAGCGUGUCGGGCUGCUGCUCCUCUCGUGGAUCGCCACGAUUCCCAUCGCCGGUACCCUCGGUGGCGUACUGAUGGGUCUGUUUAUCAACGCGCCUCACUUCCUCCAAUCGGCAUAGAAUAUAAUGCCCUAAAGCGGUUCUUUUUUGAAUAUUUUCUUUUGAUAUAGUAAUGAUAUCUUUGUUGUACGGAUGUAGCAUGGCAGAUACCAAAUAGAGUAGGUAGGGAUGGGGAUAAAAAGUACUGGGUUACUUUUGCAUGUUUAUACGACGGGAGAGAUGAAUGAGGACCAGCUCAAUGGGCAGGGUCGUGGCUAUAAGAGAAGAGAUUUCCUUGCUUGGGAUGUCUAUGAAUAAAGACUAAAAUUCUGAAUAAUUCGACUGGCUUGAAAGAAGUAUUUUGUUUUGUUGGUACGUGCGA